Calypte anna (Anna's hummingbird) is the source of this 3104-nucleotide messenger RNA. RefSeq names its product leucine-rich repeat-containing protein 4C-like. Lineage: Eukaryota; Metazoa; Chordata; Aves; Apodiformes; Trochilidae. Gene Ontology annotation, molecular function: protein binding. Bases 30 to 2507 code for a protein of 825 amino acids. The record is from RefSeq and is a predicted model, not a curated record. The transcript has a single exon.
CUGCUAUAAGGAAAGAUGCCUUCAGGUACAUGCCAAGCCUGAUCAAGAUUUUGUUUAUUGGCAACAGGAUCAAGACAGUUGAACCUGGAGCCUUUGCUGGUUUGGAGAGGCUGAGGGACUUGGAAAUAUCUGGUGCUUUAUUAGAAGAACUAACUGUGGGCACUUUCCAAAACCUCCCAAGCUUGCAGAGGCUGGAGCUGAGAGACUGCCACCUCACAUGCAUCCCCAAAGGCCUGUUUGAUGGGCUGGAAAAUCUGGGAGAGCUAUCCCUGCACAUUAAUGCAAUCACUUCUCUUCCAGAUGGCAUUUUUGAUUCUCUUGUCAAUCUAACGUUUUUGGACCUGGCUAGAAACAGGAUCACAAGUCUUCCUGGGGAUGCCUUUAGCAAACUCUCCCAGCUGCAAGUCCUACGGCUUUAUGAGAAUGAGUUGCAGGACCUCUCAGAGGGGCUGUUUGACAGUCAGCCAGGGCUGAUGGAGCUCAGCCUCCAGAGGAACAGGCUCAGGGCACUGCCACCCAUGCUUUUGAGAAGCCUGUCUCACCUGGAGAAACUCCUCUUGGACAACAACCUCAUCGAGGUCCUCCCUCCUCAGGGCUUUUUUGGUUUAAACAAAUUGAAGCUGCUGACUCUGUGUUCCAACCACAUUACAGAGCUCCCUUGCUGCCUUUUUGACACCAUGCCACACCUGCGGGAGAUGGACUUGGGCAGGAACAGUUUGGCCACACUCCCAGAUGGUGUCUUUGCCAACCUCACAUCUCUUGGCAAACUCAUUGUGUCCCACAACCAGCUAGCAGCCCUGCAAAGAGGAGCUUUCACUGGGCUCAGCAAGCUCUUGGACCUCCAGCUGGACACAAAUCGUCUCUCUGCUCUGGAUGGUGAGGUCUUUGCUUCUCUCCCAAACCUGAAAACCCUCAACCUUCGGAAGAAUCAGCUGGAGAAUGUCCCUCAAGGGCUUCUGGACCCUCUGAAGAAGCUCAACUCAGUGUAUCUGAGCGAAAACCCAUGGAGAUGUGACUGCAACCUCAGCUACCUGCACAGCUGGAUCCUGGGCAACAGUGAGAAGGUCAAAUUGUCCACCCGAAUGUCAUGCAAGAGUCCACCUCACCUGGCAGGGCAAGCAGUUAUGUCGCUGAGGGAUGACCACUUAAUUUGCCCAGUUUUUCUGCCUCCUUCAGCUUCUUUUGCCCCAUCUCUGUCAUUGACCUCCACAUCAUCACAGGGGAUGUCAACCUUGCAGUCACAUGGAGACAUGUCAACUGCAGAGCCAACUAUGAUGUCACAGACAGCCUCUCCCACCAUGACACCACCAACCAUGCUGUUGCCUGUGGCCAUCUGUGCCACCUUGCCAACCAUCACCACCCCACCAUUAACCAAUAUGCCCAUUACCUCUAACACCACCCAAUCACCAGCUGUGCCUCCUGAAACCUCCAUCACCACCCUGUCACCAGCUGUCCUGCAUGAGACCUUCAUCACCACACUAUCAUCAACCAUACUACCCAAGACCUCCAACACCAUACCAUCACCAACUGUGCUGCAUGACACCUCCAUUGCCACCCCAUCAUCAGCUGUGCUGCCUGAUGCCUUCAUCACCACCCCAUCACCAACUGUACUGCCCAAGAAGUCUAUCAUCACACCACUAGCGAUUGUGCUGCCUGAGGCGUCCAUCACCACACCAUCACUAGCUGUGCUGCUAAAGGUUUCCACUGCCAUCCCAUCAGCAGCCACACUGCCCAAGAUCUCCAGCAACACACCAUCACCAGCUAUGGCACAGGAGGCCUUCAGCCUGCAUCCAUCUCCAGCCGUCAUAAGCCUACAGCCUCAUGGGACCACCAGCCCAGAGCUUGCAUUAUCUGUUCUAUCUUCUGUCACCUCACUGGAGCCAACUAGCCCACUGACAGCCACCAUGAGGCAAGAGCCUCUUAAUUUUCUGGUGCCCACUGAGAUGCCAGCCACUAUGCUGCGGGGGACACCCAGCAUCUCCUUUCUUUCAAUUCCCCCCUCAGCAGUCUGGACAUCACCCAGGGCUGCUGUGCCAGGUAUGGUGCCACUGGCCUCAAAAUCCCCAUCCCACCAUGCUCCUGCACCAGGCAAAGAACAGGACCACACCACCACGUGGAGCUUGCCCACAGUUGGCACCCAGCCUGCUCCAACUGCCCCUCAAAAUGUUUCUGUCCCUGCAGGCACCAUCCUGCUCCUGACAAUGCCUGUCCCCCCGUUGCCAGACCAUCUGAGCCCCCUGCCAGCCUCCCCACCCCCAAUCCCCAGUGUCUAUCACUCCUGGAGCAUCACCCUGCGUCCUGGCCAGCGGCAGUGCUGGGUGUCCCUAGCCCUGGGCCUGGCCACACUGGUGCUGCAGGCUGGCUGCACACUGCUGUGGGGGGUGCUCGCCCUUCUCCUUCACCAAGCCACCCACUGCAGGGGCCACUUCAUGGCACCGGUGAGGCUGUUGAGUCUCCAUGCCCUGAGUGCCCCGGGACCCCCCGAGCAAGCUCAGGCACCACUUUGAGCUUUCCUGCAUGACCUGGGCAGUGCUCGCUACCUCCUUCAGGGUCUGGAGCCGUGCUGGCGGCAGGGUACCUGUUCCAUGGGAGAUGCUGUGAGCCUGUGGAAUCUGGACACGCUGUCGCUGCCUGACAGGGAUUUCUGCCAAGCGACACUAGGUGGCAUCCCGACACAGGCAGUGGCUGCCACUGCCUGCCCUGGGCCACCUGGAGCGGAGGGCGCGACCACUGACUUUGGAAAGCAGCGAAAUACCGGAGACCACGGACUGGGUCGGCUGCGGACCUCGCUGAACCUCAGGCACGGCCCCCUCUUGCUUACAGGAUCUGGUCUCAGCUCCUGCCUGCAUUUCCUCCCCAUCCCUGGCAGGUACACGCGGGGUGCACCGUAUUUGGGGAAGGAUGUCCCAGGGUUUCUUGCCCCACACCCUGGCUUCUCCCCCGCGUAGCGUUUCAGGAUGUGUCCGUGUCCAUAAGUCCGUCAUAACCCUUUGACUUCUUCCCCCUUCUCUCUCCCUUUUGUGUUCACUGAUAUUAAAGACUGUCCUUUACUGAAGGCCUGUGACAGGAGUGUUCAUCCCAGGGUUUUUCUCACUGUGACCUGC